Messenger RNA from Trichobilharzia regenti, 432 nucleotides. NCBI's taxonomy places the organism in Eukaryota, Metazoa, Platyhelminthes, Trematoda, Strigeidida, Schistosomatidae. The record is from the annotation of a GenBank genome assembly.
AUGACUAAACUGAAUAAUAUUCAACAAACUGAAUUACUUAUGCAACUUAUACGCUCCUAUGGUUCCAAUAGGAAUAUAAUUGCUUUCGAAGGUGAAAACAUUAUGUCAAGAUACAUUCGAACAUAUCAGAUGAGUAUAAAUCUGCUCAGCCUCAUUUUUUGGUGUAUAUUUUCAAAUAAUUUUGUCAAUACGGUUAAUACAAGCAAAUCUGCUGGCUUGCUGCAAAAACACUGGCUAAAAGACGUCGACGAUGAUGAACUCAGACAAAUGAUUGAAGAUGCGAAUAUCACUGAAGAACAAUUGAAUGAUCCAGAUCAAACUUCUGAUAUAUUUCAACGCUUAAUAUUUUUAUCCCCUAAAAACUUACGUCGAUUUAUGCAAGUUUUAAGAGAAUGGGAUAAUCUUAGUCAACGAAUAAGGUAUGGACGGUAA